This is a messenger RNA of Phalaenopsis equestris, 756 nucleotides long. Its product is annotated as myb-related protein 306-like. Lineage: Eukaryota; Viridiplantae; Streptophyta; Magnoliopsida; Asparagales; Orchidaceae. Bases 1 to 756 code for a protein of 251 amino acids. The transcript is spliced from 3 exons. Gene Ontology annotation, biological process: response to auxin. The record is from RefSeq and is a predicted model, not a curated record.
AUGGGGAGGCCACCAUGCUGUGACAAGCCUGGGAUUAAGAAAGGACCAUGGACUCCUGAAGAAGACCUCAUACUUGUGUCUUACAUUCAGGAGCAUGGCCCUGGAAACUGGAGAUCUGUUCCUAUUAACACAGGGCUUCUGAGGUGCAGUAAAAGUUGCAGACUUAGGUGGACUAAUUAUCUUAGGCCGGGAAUCAAGCGUGGAAGCUUCACUCCACAUGAAGAAGGAAUUAUAAUCCAUCUCCAAGCCAUGCUUGGCAACAAGUGGGCUGCCAUAGCUUCCUAUCUUCCUCAAAGAACAGACAAUGACAUCAAAAAUUACUGGAACACACACCUUAAGAAAAAGCUUAUAAAGCUGCAAGAAACAUUAGGAUCUCAUAAUCCUCUCGCCAUUGAAGCAGCAGCAGUAAACACAGAGUUCACCGGAGUUCAGCUACAGCAACAGCAUCCUUUCUCUUCAUCCACCUAUGCUUCCAGCACAGAUAACAUCUCAAGGCUGCUUGAAGGGUGGAUGAGAUCAUCAGAGAAGAACAGCAUGCAAUCUUCUGCAAUUGACAUAAAGAACAGUAGUGAUGGUUUGAUAUGUCAUGAAGAGUUCUGCGAUGUGAAGUUCCCGGAGAUGAUGCCGGCGACUGCCGAGGCGGUGGUGGAGGUGGAGCAUAAUCGAUCACUGACUUUCUUGGAGAAGUGGUUGUUUGAUGAUGGUACAGGGCAGGUUGAUGGAUUCAUGGAGCUGCCCUCAGAUCAACUUAUUUGA